Molecule: messenger RNA, 2470 nt
Organism: Trichoderma citrinoviride
Lineage: Eukaryota; Fungi; Ascomycota; Sordariomycetes; Hypocreales; Hypocreaceae
Product: glycoside hydrolase family 3 protein
Exons: 1
Coding region: 44-2437 (797 amino acids)
Biological process (GO): arabinan catabolic process; xylan catabolic process
Cellular component (GO): plant-type cell wall
Molecular function (GO): xylan 1,4-beta-xylosidase activity; alpha-L-arabinofuranosidase activity
Source: RefSeq, a predicted model, not a curated record
GAGACAAGGAAGAUCGUGAGCCAUUGAAGGACAGCCGGACGCAAUGGUGAACAACGCAGCUCUUCUCGCCGCUCUGUCGGCUCUCCUGCCCAGGGCCCUGGCGCAAAACAAUCAGACAUACGCCAACUACUCUUCUCAGGGCCAGCCUGAUCUCUUCCCCGAGACAGUUGCCACGCUCACGCUCUCGUUCCCCGACUGCGAUCAUGGUCCUCUGAAGAACAACCUCGUCUGUGACUCGUCUGCGGGUUACGUUGAGCGAGCCCAGGCCCUCAUCUCGCUCUUCACCCUCGAGGAGCUGAUUCUCAAUACGCAAAACUCGGGCCCCGGCGUGCCUCGCCUCGGUCUUCCAAACUACCAAGUCUGGAACGAGGCUCUGCACGGCUUGGACCGUGCCAAUUUCGCCACCAAGGGAGGCGAGUUUGAGUGGUCGACCUCGUUCCCCAUGCCUAUUCUCAGUACGGCAGCCCUCAAUCGCACUCUGAUCCACCAGAUUGCCGACAUCAUCUCGACCCAGGCGCGAGCAUUCAGCAACAGCGGUCGCUAUGGUCUCGACGUCUAUGCGCCAAACAUCAAUGGCUUCCGAAGCCCGCUCUGGGGCCGUGGCCAGGAGACGCCUGGUGAAGAUGCCUUCUUCCUGAGCUCCGCCUACACCUACGAGUACAUCACCGGCAUCCAGGGCGGCGUCGACCCCGAGCACCUCAAGAUUGCUGCGACGGCGAAGCACUUUGCUGGAUAUGAUCUCGAAAACUAUAACAAUCAGUCUCGUCUCGGCUUCGACGCCAUCAUCACCCAGCAGGACCUCUCCGAGUACUACACUCCCCAAUUCCUUGCCGCGGCCCGUUACGCAAAGUCCCACAGCUUCAUGUGCGCAUAUAACUCCGUCAAUGGCGUGCCCAGCUGCGCCAACAGCUUCUUCCUGCAGACCCUUCUGCGAGAGAGCUGGGGCUUCCCCGAAUGGGGCUACGUCUCGUCCGAUUGCGAUGCCGUCUACAACGUUUGGAACCCUCAUGACUACGCCAGCAACCAGUCGUCGGCCGCCGCCAGCUCGCUGCGAGCCGGUACCGAUAUUGACUGCGGUCAGACAUACCCAUGGCACCUCAACGAGUCCUUUGUGGCCGGCGAAGUCUCCCGCGGCGAGAUCGAGCGGUCUGUCACUCGUCUGUACGCCAAUCUCGUCCGUCUCGGAUACUUUGACAAGAAGAACCAGUACCGCUCGCUCGGCUGGAAGGAUGUCGUCAAGACCGACGCCUGGAACAUCUCAUACGAGGCUGCGGUUGAGGGCAUUGUCUUGCUCAAGAACGACGGCACCCUGCCUCUGUCCAAGAAGGUCCGCAGCAUUGCUCUGAUCGGACCGUGGGCCAAUGCCACCACCCAGAUGCAGGGCAACUAUUUCGGCCCUGCCCCAUACCUCAUCAGCCCUCUAGAAGCCGCUAAGAAGGCUGGCUAUCACGUCAACUUCGAGCUUGGCACAGACAUCGCCAGCACCAGCACUGCCGGCUUCGCCAAGGCCAUUGCUGCCGCUAAGAAGUCGGACGCCAUCAUCUUCAUCGGUGGUAUCGACAACACUAUUGAACAAGAGGGCGCUGAUCGUACGGACAUUGCUUGGCCCGGUAACCAGCUGGACCUCAUCAAGGAACUCAGCAACGUCGGCAAACCCCUUGUCGUCCUGCAAAUGGGCGGUGGCCAGGUUGAUUCAUCUUCGCUUAAGAGCAACAAGAAGGUCAAUUCCCUCGUCUGGGGCGGAUAUCCCGGUCAGUCGGGAGGCGUUGCCCUCUUCGACAUCCUCUCUGGCAAGCGUGCUCCUGCCGGCCGACUGAUCACAACUCAGUACCCGGCUGAAUACGUUCACCAGUUCCCCCAGAAUGACAUGAACCUCCGCCCCGAUGGAAAGUCGAACCCUGGACAGACUUACAUCUGGUACACGGGCAAGCCCGUCUACGAGUUUGGCUACGGUAUUUUCUACACCACCUUCAAGGAGACUCUGGCAAGCCACCCCAAGAGCCUCAAGUUCAACACCUCGUCGAUCCUCUCUGCGCCUCACCCCGGAUACACUUACAGCGAGCAGAAUCCUGUCUUCACCUUCGAGGCCAACAUCAAGAACUCAGGCAAGACCGAGUCCCCGUACACGGCCAUGCUGUUUGUUCGCACAAGCAACGCGGGCCCAGCCCCAUACCCGAACAAGUGGCUUGUCGGAUUCGACCGACUUGCCGACAUCAAGCCUGGCCACUCUUCCAAGCUCAGCAUUCCCAUCCCCGUCAGUGCUCUUGCCCGUGUUGACACUCUCGGAAACCGGAUUGUUUACCCCGGCAAGUAUGAGCUUGCUCUGAAUACCGAUGAGUCGGUCAAGCUGGAGUUUGAGCUGGUGGGCGAAGAGGUGACGAUUGAGAACUGGCCGUUGGAGGAGCAGCAGAUCAAGGACGCUACUCCUGACGUAUAGAUGUAUUAAUGAUGUUUUUAUGACGAAACGGUA